UUUUUUUGUUAACAGCCAUUGUACUUGUUUGUGUAUGUUAAAAUGCCUAUCCGUGCAGCUGGACUUAUAAUUUUUCGUCGUCUUUCUAAUGAUAUACAAUACUUGAUGAUGCAAACGUCUUACGGAGAACAUCACUGGACUCCUCCCAAAGGACAUGUCGAUCCUGGAGAAAAUGACAUGCAAACAGCUCUACGAGAAACAGAAGAGGAGGCAGGAUUACGUGAAAGUGAUUUUAAGUUAAUGGACUACAAGAAGGAGUUGAACUACCCAGUGAAAGGCAAACCAAAAGUUGUUAUUUAUUGGCUCGCAGAGCUAAUUGACGUGAACACUGAAAUAAAACUGUCUAGAGAACACCAAGCCUUUGAAUGGGCUGGGCUUGAACGAGCUUUGGAGUUAGCAAAAUAUCCAGAUUUGAAAGAUGUGUUAAUAGAGUGCAAUACAUACUUAGCGAACCUGAGAAAGAAUCCAUGAAGAAAGUGUGCCUUGCUGAAAAUCAUGACUUGUAUCAAAGGGACCAUAUUUUAAUUGAAGUUUAAUAAAGCAUUAUGACAAAAAAUGUUAAUUUAUUGAA
Molecule: messenger RNA, 571 nt
Organism: Frankliniella occidentalis (western flower thrips)
Lineage: Eukaryota; Metazoa; Arthropoda; Insecta; Thysanoptera; Thripidae
Gene: Apf
Product: bis(5'-nucleosyl)-tetraphosphatase [asymmetrical]
Exons: 3
Coding region: 43-471 (142 amino acids)
Biological process (GO): ATP biosynthetic process; AMP biosynthetic process
Molecular function (GO): bis(5'-nucleosyl)-tetraphosphatase (asymmetrical) activity
Source: RefSeq, a predicted model, not a curated record